Molecule: messenger RNA, 516 nt
Organism: Didymella exigua CBS 183.55
Lineage: Eukaryota; Fungi; Ascomycota; Dothideomycetes; Pleosporales; Didymellaceae
Product: DNA-directed RNA polymerase II 19 kDa polypeptide
Exons: 4
Coding region: 1-516 (171 amino acids)
Biological process (GO): DNA-templated transcription; transcription initiation at RNA polymerase II promoter; positive regulation of nuclear-transcribed mRNA poly(A) tail shortening
Cellular component (GO): P-body; RNA polymerase II, core complex
Molecular function (GO): translation initiation factor binding; single-stranded DNA binding; single-stranded RNA binding
Source: RefSeq, a predicted model, not a curated record
AUGUUCUUCCUCAAGGAGCUCGAAAAGACGAUCCAGCUACACCCUUCGUACUUCGGUCCGCUCAUCCGUUCGCACAUUCACAAGGAGCUUCUGCAGAAGGAGGAGGGCUCGAGUACGGGAAAGUACACAAUUGUGUGCAUAUUGGACUCUUUCGAUAUCUCAGAUGGCCAGGUGAUGCCUGGGUCUGGCUCCGCCGAGUACACAGUGCACUACAAGGCCAUUGUAUGGCGGCCGUACAAGGGCGAGGUGAUGGACGGGAUAGUAACGUCGAUCCUGCCUUCUGGCUUCUUCGUGGACUGUGGCUCACUGCAAGCUUUCGUUGGACGCAACAUGAUUCCCUCUGACAUCAAGUUCGAGGGCAACGCAGCACCGCCCCAGUGGACGGACGGUGCAGAUCAGGUUAUCGAGAAGGGCACAAAUAUCCGCAUUAAGAUCAAAGGUAUCCGUUCUGAGGUCGACAAGAUGUACGCGGUAGGGACGAUGAAAGAAGAUUAUCUUGGCCCUCUGUCGCAGUAG